Anthostomella pinea is the source of this 726-nucleotide messenger RNA. The record is from the annotation of a GenBank genome assembly. Lineage: Eukaryota; Fungi; Ascomycota; Sordariomycetes; Xylariales; Xylariaceae.
AUGGGUCAGAUCCCAGAUAUUGACGGACAGCCUGACGUGAGAGGUACUCCGAGUAUAGCUGGAAUGAAAGAUUUGCUGCACCAGAUUGGACAUUCUACUGCUGAAGUUGAUGAGCUCAACAUUGUACACGUUGCCGGGACCACGGGCAAAGGCAGUACCUGUGCGUUCACCGAGUCGAUACUGCGAGCUUUCGGUAAGAGGUCGGGUUUCCCCCGAAAAACCGGCCUCUAUUCCUCUCCACCUCUGAUAUACCCGGAAGAGACGAUCCGUAUCAACUCGGGGCCGAUAUCCAGGGACUUGUUCACGAAGGACUUUUUUGAAGUAUGGGACAUUCUGGAGAAGGCAGAGAAACCACCUCGAUAUCUGCAGCUUCUCGCUCUUACUGCCUUUCAUACGUUCAUCGCCGAAGGCGUCGAGGCUGCCGUCAUCGAGACCCAUAAUGGAGGUGAGUACGAUGCUACGAACGUUGUCGAACACCCUGUUGUCACCGUCAUUACUCCCAUAGGGCUGGGCCACGUGGCGCACCUGGGGCCGUCGAUCAGACACAUCGCCUGGCACAAGUCGGGGAUCCUCAAAGACAGAGCUGCGGCUAUCUCUGCCGCUCAAGUUGAAGAAGUUCGUACAGUCCUCGAGGAGCGGGCAGCUGCCAAGCAUCUUCAAAUGCGGUUUGUUGACGACGAUUCUGAGCUGCCACGAGGCUCGCCAAAGCUGAGGCCGGAAGUCUAA